Messenger RNA from Eurytemora carolleeae, 1637 nucleotides. RefSeq names its product aminomethyltransferase, mitochondrial. Gene Ontology annotation, molecular function: protein binding; aminomethyltransferase activity. The transcript has 10 exons. The coding region runs from base 66 to 1298 and encodes 410 amino acids. The record is from RefSeq and is a predicted model, not a curated record. NCBI's taxonomy places the organism in Eukaryota, Metazoa, Arthropoda, Copepoda, Calanoida, Temoridae. Gene Ontology annotation, biological process: glycine catabolic process. Gene Ontology annotation, cellular component: mitochondrion.
UCAGAUGAAAAAUAGAUAAAAAAUCAGGUUUAGUAUUCCAGUCUUUGACAAUAUCUCAGAGAACCAUGCUACAGACUUUACAGAAAACAGUGAGCUCGAUUGACAGGAUGGGUUCAAGGUUCCUACCAGUGCUCCGUCAGGUUCGGAGCGCAUCCACAGGAUCAGUUCUGCCUGCCAAAACCUGCCUGUACGAUUUCCAUGUAGAGAACGGAGGAAAGAUGGUUGAGUUUGCAGGAUAUAGUAUGCCAGUGGAGUAUUCAAGUAUGGGAAUAAUACAGUCUCAUUUACAUACAAGGAGGAAUUCAUCAAUAUUCGAUGUGUCUCACAUGCUUCAGACCAUUGUCCACGGCAAGGAUAGAUUUGAUUUCAUGGAGAGCUUAACAGUUGCUGAUGUGAGAGGUUUGAAGCCUAAUACAGGAACUCUGACUGUAUUCACGAAUGAGAGAGGGGGUAUCAAGGAUGAUCUAAUUGUAACCAACUCAGAGGGUUUCCUCUACGUGGUUUCCAACGCUGGGUGUCGGGAGAAGGAUAUGGAGGUGAUGAAGAGAAGGAUUAAGGAGAUGCAGGCGGACGGGAAGGAUGUGAGUCUGGAGUUUAUCGAAGAUAAAGGAUUGGUGGCUCUGCAAGGACCAACUAUGAAAGAGGUUCUCCAACCCUUGACGAGCAUAGAUUUAUCAAAACUAGGUUUCAUGAGUAGUGGGCUAGGUUCAGUAGCUGGUAUUCCAGACUGCAGGAUAACAAGAUGUGGAUAUACAGGAGAGGACGGAGUAGAAAUAUCAGCUCCAGAUACUAGGACAAGAGAGCUAGUUGAAACCUUACUCCAGUCCUCAGGAAAUCCUGCAUUGGCUGGACUAGGUGCUAGAGACUCAUUAAGGUUAGAGGCAGGACUGUGUUUGUACGGAAAUGAUAUAGAUGAGGAAACUACUCCUGUUGAGGCAACACUAGCCUGGACUAUUCAUAAAGCUAGGAGAGUAACUGGAGGGUUUCCAGGGGACAACAUUAUCCUUCGUCAGCUGAAGGAGGGAGUGGAGAGGAAAAGGGUUGGGUUUCUAUCCUCCGGACCCCCUGUUCGAGGGCAUUGUAAUAUCACAGAUGAUCAAGGAAAUGUAGUUGGGGUAACUACUUCGGGAUGUCCUUCUCCAUCUAUGGGAAAGGGAUGUAAUAUAUCCAUGGGCUAUGUUGAAAAAAAGUUGAGCAAGAUUGGAACUGAGCUCAAGAUCAUCGUGAGAAAUAAACUCGUCCCUGCAGUCAUUACCAAGAUGCCAUUCAUCCCAACUAAAUACUAUACUGCACAGUAAACUUAGCUUAGACAACAACUAAACCCGGAGUAAAGUUUGUCUCUACUAAACUCUUCCUGGAGUAAACGUCGUUCCUACUCUCUUAUAACUCUAACGUAACAACCUAACAAUCUGAAUGGAUAAGUUAGAUUGAACAUUAAAAACCUAGCCCCUACAACCUUGAAACUAAACAGAACCCUCAAUCCUCGAAGAAAAAGACGAUCCACGGAUCAGAGUUCGUCCCCACACCAGGGAAUAAACCUGAUCAAAUGUUAAUAAUAAGUCCUUGUCAUGGAACAUAAUAACUUAAUGCUAUGUAUGAGAAUUAUCAAAUAUUAGGAAUAAAGGUUAAGAAAAAAA